AUGAAGCGAAUGCUUCUGAAACGAGAGCUCGUCUCCAUGGGAGAAGUUAUUGGUGAAGGAGCAAUGGGCGAAGUGUACAGCGGUACUUAUCAAAACGUAAAAGUGGCUAUUAAGAAGAGCAAGCAUACAGCUGACUUCGGCUUAGUGCUGAAGGAACUCACCGCACACUGCCAGCUCGACCAUCAAUACGUCUUGAAAUUCAUCGGCGUCAUAAAGACUGCUCCUUCAUACUCUCUCGUACUAGAAUAUGCUGAGCAGGGAGAUCUAAAAUCCUAUCUCAAGACUCACACGGUUCCAUUGAGUGUGAAAUCCAAGAUAUGUCAUGACAUUGCGCUUGGUCUUACUUAUUGUCACGAACAGAACAUUGUGCACUUUGAUCUAAAAACAGAGAAUAUUCUGUUAACAGACAAUUUGACGCCAAAAAUAUCAGACUUUGGUGUUAGCUCUAGUAAGAUGGAAUUAGGGUUGCGUGGUAAUAAAGCAGGGGGGACCAUCGCUUGGGUUGCCCCCGAAAGGGUGGUUAAGAAUGAGACUAUGCGGAAUCUUUUCAAAGAAUUCCCUAAACUGUCAGAUAUUUACUCCUUUGGAUUAAUUAUGUGGUCAGUUGCCCUUAAUGGUAAAUGUCCAUAUGCAAACGAAACGGCUGAGGCUAUCCGUAAAGAGAAAAGUCGUAAGGAUCAUGCUAGUAGGCUUCUGGAACAACUUCCAAGGGAAAUUCACACCACCUAUAAAGAACAAAUCGAAAAUCUACUCGAAUAUGAACCGAGAGAUAGAGGAAACUUAUGGAUCACCCGCUUAGGACUUGAAGAGCUUGGAAGUGGAAGAAGCACGUUGGUAAAUCUUCAAGCUAGUGAGAAAAACAGUACAACAAAAGUCACAUCGAAUGAUAUUGAAGUAAAACGGUCCGUUUUAGCAGAAAAUAAGAGCAAAGCAAGCCCCGAAAAGAGUAUAGUGCAAAGUACUAAUACGACUGCUCCAGAAGAAUGGUCGUCUGAUAAGCUUAUUACACUGGUGGAGGGUAAUUACAUCAAUGGAUUUAUAAAGUCCAAGGCAGCAAUCAAUGUAUGCCUCAAGAAAUACGAAGUUAAUCCAGGCGAUAUUUUUGCAGAGUUUCAGUAUUUAGCUCGAAAGUCCUCCAGACAUAAAUUCAUAGUUGGCUGGUUCCACGAGAUUGGACUAGGAACAGAGAGAGACAAUACGAAAGCUUUCGAGUGUUAUAAAGAAGCCGCUGAAAAGGGUAAUACGCAUGCCGCAUAUAAAUUAGGUUUAUGUUACUAUAACGACGGUAAUUGGGAUGCCGCACGUGGAUGGUUGUCGAAAGCCUCGUCAGCUGGACACCUAAAAGCCAAGGAAAAAAUUCACGAUUAUUUUAAAUUACUGCCCACGUCCGUCAUUGUUGGCUGA
This is a messenger RNA of Paraglomus brasilianum, 1404 nucleotides long. The record is from the annotation of a GenBank genome assembly. NCBI's taxonomy places the organism in Eukaryota, Fungi, Glomeromycota, Glomeromycetes, Paraglomerales, Paraglomeraceae.